AGUGGGGAAGGGGGGCAGAGAUGAUGGACAGAGGAUCCGAAGCAGGCUCCUCACUGACAGCAAAGAGCCAGAUGUGGGGCUCAAACUCACGAACCAUGAGAUCAUGACCUGAGUCAAGGUCGGACACUUGAUUGACUGAGCCACCCAGGCGCCCAACGGCGACCAUUCUAACCACGUUUACCAGGCCCAGCAAGGUUGGCACAGUCAGUGCCUCACCUCUACCCCACACAGUCGUUAAGGGCUGGUGUGGGAAGCCCCCGACUUCUUGCUCUGUCCUCCUUCACAGGCUCAUCCCACCCCCUGCCUCUGUUUCAUCUGCCCUGCGGGUCUAAAUUUCCCCGACUUCCCUCUGUCUCCCCAACCCUCCAUGUCCUAGACCAACCCCGUCGUAUUCCCGCCUCUCUCCGCUCAUCUUAGCGAACGAUUCCCCCGUUCACGCAGCUGCACCAAGCCAACCCAAGGGUCCCCCAGGCUCCACCUUCACCCCAGCCCCCGCACAGCCCCUCACUGGCUGUGUUGAGUGCGCUCCAUCACAGCUGUCCCAGAUCGAGCCGCUGUCCUCUCUCUCCCGGCCUCCACUGUGCGUCCCCUCCUCAUCCUUCGCCACACGGUGGCCCAAGAGCUUUUCCCGCACCACUUUCCAAGAAGCAGUGAGAGGCAGUGGUUGAGGGCAUGGACACUCUGGAGCCGGACUCCCCGAGCUCGAAUCUGGUUUCAAGCUGUGUGGCCUCGGGCAACUUACUAGACCUCUCUGGGCCUGUUUCCCCACCUGUAACGUGGAAAGAAUAACAGUACCUACUUCCCGAGGUUGUAGUGAGGGUUGAAUGAACGCUGUGUGGCCCAGUAGUUCUCACUUCCUCGCCGGGGAUUCUCUGCUGAGUGAUGUAACCUAAUAGAGCACCCUUCGUCUAUAAGACGGGAAUAGCAGUUCCCACCUUACACAUCGUGUGAAUUCAGUGGUAAUAGCAAAGCACUCAGGACCAAGCCUGGCACAGAGUAAAACUUGUCAGUGUUGGUUAUUUUUACUCUCAAAAUGCAUAUCUGGUCAUAGCAUCCUGGCAGCCUGAAAUUGUGCCAAGGCUCCCUACUACCUUAGGGAUGGAGACCAAGGUCCCACUCCAGCCUCCAUGUCUCAAGGGGCAGGUCCCUCCUGCCAUCCUGGCUGCUUCUCGCUUUACAUGCUCUGCAUCACUUUGCCCCUCUCACCACUUGGCCUUUGCACAUGCUGUUCCAUCUGCCUGGAACACUGCUCCCUCUUUCAUGUGAUUAGCUCUUUCUCAUUCUUCAGAUCUUGGCUCAGGGUCACCUACUCAGGGGCACCAUCCUGGUCUUCCAAUGCACUGGGCUGUGGCCUGGCCUUCAGAGCUCUUCUCAUGGCUGCAGUUUCCCCUCGGUAUGGCUUUUUGCUUCAAGUCUGUGUCCCUGUGACACUGGGAGCUCCACCAGCACAGAGACCAUGUCUGGUGCCACUCAACCCUGUGACCCCCCCCUCCCCCCCCGGCACCCAACAUAGUGGCUGGCACACAGUAGACACACAAUCAAUGUCAAGGAAUGAAUGGACGAAUGAGAAACGUGAUCCCCGAUAGCCCUUCUGUGCCUGCUGCAGAGGCAGGCUGGGGACACCGAGAAGGAGGUGGGACCCAGGCCCACCAGACAAAGGGUAGCCCUGGUCGACUGGGGACACUAUCCCUAUAGCCUGGGGCAAGCCUGGGCCCCAGAGACCAGAAAGGGUCAUGGGAGCAGGCCCUGCUGCUGGCCCUUACCCAGACCACCUUCCCAGAGUGGACGGGAGCAGCCGGCUGUAAUAACGAUGCCAGCAAUAAUAAAAUAAUAAUAAUAAAAUAAUAACGACGAUGAUAAAAUACGAAUACUAAUAAUAUUACUAAUAAUAACGGCAAUUUACUCCAGGCUAGUCACUGUGCCAAGCUCUCGCGUUCAUUUAAUGCCGCGUCAGCCCUGGGAGCGGGAGGUACUAUUAACACGAGGAGACCCAGGGGCAGAGGCUACAUGACUUUGCCGUGGCCUCGGUUUCCUCAAACGGCACAUACGGUCAGAGAACGGGGUUGGAUUUUGUGGUUCCAGGCCCUGACGUUCUUCCAAGAGCUCCUCGAAAGGGAUGUUUCCACUCACUGUUUCCAAUUCCUUUUUUCCACUUCCACGUUUUUUAUUAUUAUUAUUAUUAUUUUGUUAAAUGUUUAUUUUGAGAGAGGGAGACAGCGUGCAAGCAUGAGAGCAGGGGACAGGGAGAGAGAAGGGGAGGGAGAAUCCCAAGCCGGCCCCCCACUCUCAGCGCAGAGCCCGACGCCGGACUUGGUCUCACGAACCGCGAGAUCAUGACCUGAGCCAAAAUGAAGAGUUGGACGCUUGAUUGACGGAGCCACCCAGGCGCCCCUACUUUUUUUCUUUUUAAAUGUUCCUUUUUGGUGUGUUCAUCUGGAUCCGAAAUACACUUACAUGCUUCAGAAAUCCAACCGAUAACGGGAAAGUCGACAGCAAGAUAGCCACUUUCAUGAACUUCGUGAAUAUCUUUCCUAGUAUCUCUACAUGUAAGUCAAAGCAAAUUAACUUACAUUCUUCCCCUCAACACAUGCACCUAUGACAGAAAGAAAGGCCUAGGUGUGUAUUAUCCGCCACGCACUGUUGGACAGUCCAUCAUGGAAUGCGUCUCCGUGCAAUGCGUAGCUUGGUGUGCACGCCAUUCCCCUGUGCACAACGGGCUCCGCAGGAUGGAUUCCCUGCAACGGACCCCUUUCCCUCCCUCUUCCUUUUUCAGUAACAGCUUUAUUGACGUGUAAUUCACACACCUUAUGAUUUACCAACUAAAUCGUGUGUGGUGCAGUGGCGUCUGACACGUUCACAGGCACGGACACCCCUGUGACCACCACAUUCCCUUCUAGCUAGAACCUUCUCCCGUCGGGCUGUAACUACCCUCACCCCCACUGCUCCACUGGGGCCACCCUUAUGGCUCCGCGUAGCCACAUCCAGCGCGUCCUCAACUUACCUGACCCGUGUGCCCAUUUGCCGCAGCGCCCUGCCCCCCUCCACGGCCACUCACUGCCUCCUUGUCCCCAGACGGUGCAGCCCCCGGGGUUCAUCCCUUCUCCUCCAUCUGCACUCAUUCCCUGGUGCCAUCCUCCAGAGCUGUGGCUUCAACACCGGCUGGAUACCACUGGCUCCCGAACUGAUGUCAUCAGCCCUGACCUCUGCAGAGUGCCGCCCACCCCCCCCCCAACUCCCUGGCAAGGCCAACAUGUGCAACGCUGACAUCUGGCCAUUUGUCCUCUACCUGCUCCGCCCACGCUCUUCCUCCUCUCAGCCACUGGCCUCUCCAUCCUUCCCCUUGUUCAGUAAGGAAACCUCAGAGGUACUCAUGACUUCUCUGUAAAUCCUGUGGGCUCUACCAACAGAAUACGCCAGCAUCCCACCACCGGCCUCCGCCUCUGCUGCCUCCAGCCCGGGCCAGAUCCCCGGCGCCGGUCACCCGGACCACCACGCGGCAGCUUCUAUGCCAGUCUCCUGCUCUCGCCCUCACCUCCUGCAGCUCUUGGCCCCAGUGUUACUUCCUGGUGUCACCUUCCCCAACCCCUACUCAACGCUGCACAAACGCCCCUUCCCCGCUUUAUUUUAACCCACAGCACUUACCCACCAACUGACCGAUUAGAUCUCAUUUUCCUUGUUUGUUGACAAUCCCCCCCAGCCCUGUAAUGUCAACGCCACAAGGGCAGGGUUUUCCUCGGUUUCCUUCUCAGCUGUAUCCCCUGUGCUCUGACAGUGCCUGGCCCACAGCAGGCUUUCAACAAAUACUACUGAAUGGAUGAAUGAAUGGACCAGCGAAUGUGUGCUGCCUCCAGCACCCCCGGAGGGGCAGGGGCCGGGCUGACAGAGGAAUCCAGGCGGGAGCCCUGAACACGGACAUGGCCUCCAGUGGUAUGUCAGAGAUAAGCACCGUGGAGGCCUUGGUGCCUGAUGGAUGGAGGCCUGGCUGGGUCUCUGGCUUACCCAGUGGUUUAAGCAGGGCCUUCAGCCCCAGAGCUCCAGGAGUCGGCUGGAGUCGGCUCAGUUAAGCCCCUGCCUCCACCUUAUGCGAAUUGAAGAUCUGUUUUCAGUCAUUCAGAGCAUGCCCUGAUCCUUGAUCCUUGGGCAGAGGGAGGAGGAGGAAAAGAGGGAUAGUGCUGAGGCCUCAGGUUGCAGACCUGCUGCCCCUGAGGCCCCCCACCACCCCCCACCUUCCACACACACCCUUUGUCUAACAUGCCACAACCCCUACCACUUAAAGUGCAGAUUCUCAAAAGUGGACUGGUCACUGGCCAGAGACUGGGCGCAUGGCCUUGGGUCAGAUGUCCACCCUGGAGCAAUCAGCUGCACCCACAGAAGGCAGGAGCUACACGAUCACUACCUUCUCAGCAAGGGCAGAAACUGGGAGGAGAGGCCAGGGCUGGGUAGGCAUCCCAGAUGUGAGCCAUGCAUGUGGCCUCUCCAGCCACUUAUGCUACCCAGGAGCUCCAUCAAGUCUUGCUUCCUCAUAAAGGAGACAGGGCAUGGCUUAUCACUCCCAUCCUACAGAUGAAGAAACUGAGGCCCAGAGAGGGUAAAAGGCUUUCUUGAGGGCAUACAGCCAGCUGCUGGCAGAGCUGGAAGUCAGAGCCGGGACUGGCCCAUCCUCUGUUUUUGCUACCCCAGCCCCCUGGCGUGUGGUUUCACGGGGCCCUGCGGGAGUUCCACCAAGAUGCCCCCCACCUUGUCCUGCUUUCUGAGCUGGCAGCCCAGUUGUCCCCAAUGCAUUAUUCAUGCUCCUGAGAGCUGGCCAGCUCUGGUUACACUGACCGCAGCGCUGGACAUGUGCUCUGCCCACUCCCCUCCUCCCUUGCCCAGGACCUGGUGGGUCCAAGUUUCCCCUCCAAGGUAACUUAGUGGGCUUUGAACAUCCCACUGCGGCUCAGGGCAUGUGGCUCCACUCUGGCCCAGUACAGAUAUGCUAGGUGAUUUAGGGCAAGUGGCUUCCCUGUUCUGGGACUCAGAGUCUCCCUCUGUGAAGCAGCCGUGACCCCAGCAUUUACCUGGGAGCUACCUGAGGCAGCUAAGGCACAGGGAGAGCUUGACUUGUCAAAACAGCCCCCCUCCUGGAGAUUUUAACGCCAAGAUGGUCGCCCCCAGCACAGGUCUGAGCCAGGCUUCCCCUGCUCCCUGGUAAACAACACCCAUGCACUUUCCACCACCACUGGGGUGAAACCCAAGGCGGCUCUGGAGGAGAUGAAUUAUGGAUCCGCCCUCCCGUAAUCUGGUCCCAGCCAGAAGAAGCUUGGCUGUCCCUCCCCAGGCCACCCAGACCAGUCUCAGCUGCUCCCAGCCCGAAGAGGCCGAGUGUCCAGCUGCGGGCAGGAAACGCGGUGUGUCCCCUUGUCUCCAAGUCCCAGAGCUGGUGACACGGGCCGCGGCCCGGUGGGGAGCAGGCAGCCACCAUGGCGAAGGAGGAAGAGGAUGAGAAGAAAGCUAAGAAAGGGAAAAAGGGGAAGAAGGCGCCGGAGCCGGAGAAGCCCAAACGGAGCCUGAAGGGGACAUCGCGGCUGUUCAUGGGCUUCCGCGAUCGCACGCCCAAGAUCUCCAAGAAGGGCCAGUUCCGGAGCGCGUCGGCUUUCUUUUGGGGCCUGCACACCGGCCCGCAGAAAACCAAACGCAAGAAGAAGGCACGCACCGUGCUCAAGUCCACGUCGAAGCUCAUGACGCAAAUGCGCAUGGGCAAGAAGAAGCGGGCAAUGAAGGGCAAGAAGCCGUCCUUCAUGGUCAUCCGCUUCCCGGGCCGGCGCGGCUACGGCCGCCUGCGGCCGCGUGCCCGGUCCCUCAGCAAGGCAUCCACGGCCAUCAACUGGCUCACCAAGAAGUUCCUCAUCAAGAAGGCCGAGGAGUCCGGCAGCGAGCAGGCCACGCUGGACGCCUGGCUCAACCGCUCGAGCUCCCGCGUCGGUUCCCGCAAGCUGCCCUUCCCGUCGGGCGCAGAGAUCCUGCGGCACGGAGGCCACCUCCGGAGGUUCCCCCGCAGCCGCAGCAUCUACGAGUCGGGCGAGCCCGUGGGCUUCCUGCCCUUCGAGGACGAGGUCCCCUUCCGGCCCUCGGGCUCCCGCAAGUCGCUGUACGGGCUCGAGGGCUUCCAGGACCUGGGCGAGUAUUAUGACUACCACCGCGAGGGCGAUGACUACUACGAUCGGCAGUCGCUCUACCAGUACGAGGAGGAGCAGGAGCCCUACAUGGGCUACGGCCCCUACGGCCCCUACGGCCCGGCCUGGCCACCCGACGGAGACCACGCCCACGGGUACCCGCCCGAGGACCCCUACGACUACUACCACCCGGAUUAUUAUGGCGGCCCCUAUUACCCCACGUACCCCUACAGCUACGGCUACGACGAUUACGAGCCCCCAUACGCGCCCCCAUCGGGGUACGCGUCUCCCUACAGCUACUACGAUGCGUACCAGGGCGAGGCGUACCCACACGGCUACUACCUGGAUCCCUACGCACCUUACGAGGCGCCAUACCCGCCCUACGACCGCCCGUACGACCUCCCGUACGACGUGCCCUAUUUUGAUCCAUACGGGGGGCCCUAUGGCGCCCCCUAUGGCAUCCCGUACGACGAAGGCAUCUGUGGCGGCGGAGACCAGGCCAUCUAUCCGCCCGAAGUGCCCUAUCUUUACCCGGAGGAGCCGGCCUUCGCGUACCCGUGGGUGCCGCCGCCCAUCCCGUCGCCCCACAACCCGUACGCCCACCCCAUGGAUGACAUCGCGGAGCUGGAGGAGCCGGAGGAGGCGGGCGCCGAACGGCAGACCACCUCCUUCCGCCUGCCCAGCGCCGCCUUCUUCGAGCAGCAAGGCAUGGACAAGCCCGCCAGGUCCAAGCUAUCCCUUAUCCGCAGGUUCCGCCUCUUCCCGCGGCCCCAGGUGAAGCUGUUCGGGAAGGAGAAGCUGGACGUGUCCUUGCCCCCCUCCCUGGACAUCCCUCUGCCCUUGGGGGAUGCGGACGAAGACGACGAGGAGGAGAUGCCCCCUGUGCCUCCGGUGCCCUACGCCCACCCCUUUUGGGGCUUCCUCACGCCGCGCCAGCGCAACCUCCAGCGCGCCCUGUCCGCCUUCGGCGCCCACCGGGGCCUGGGCUUCGGCACCGACUUUGGCCGCCCCCCACCUCGCCCGGCCACCUCGCUAGCGCGGUUCCUCAAAAAGACGCUGUCCGAAAAGAAGCCCAUCCCGAGGCUCAGGAGUAGCCAGAAGGCGCAGCUGGGAGGCCCGGCAGUCCGGGAGGCGGCCUACAAGCGCUUCGGCUACAAGCUGGCCGGCAUGGACUCCGAGCGCCCCGGCACGCCCAUCGUGCUGAGGAGGGCCGAGGCGCGGACGCGCAACAACAACAACUCCCACCGACCGCCCUCGCCCGCGCCCGCGCCUCGGCCGCCCUCCCACUGGAGCGCGCUCCUCUCCCCGCCCGCGGCCCGACGGCCCCCCAGCCCGGGCCCAGGGCCCCCGCCCGCCGCGCCCUUCGCCCCCGCCCUCUCGGGCCUGCCCCGGCCCGCGUCGCCCUACGGCUCCCUCCGCCGGCACCCGCCGCCCUGGGCUGCCCCGGCCCACGUGCCCCUCACGCCCCCCGCCAGCUGGUGGGCCUUCGUGGAGCCACCUCCCGUGAGCCCGGAGGUGCCCCCGGACCUGCUGGCCUUCCCCGGCCCCCGGCCCUCCUUCAGAGGCUCCCGCCGGCGAAGGGCGGCCUUCGGCCUCCCCUGGCCCCCGCUGCCCUCGCCCCAGCCCUCGCUGAGGAGCCUGCCCGGCUUAGGCUACCGCUCGCCCGUGGGGCCCCCGUCCCCUCAGCCAUCGCUCCGCCCUCGGCCCUUCCAGCCUCCCUUCUCGCCCCCGACGCGCCGGCCCCGCUCGCUGCGGGAGCCCCCGUCCCCGCACCGCCGCUCUGGGCGCCUGGGCCCACCCCGCUCGCCCGUGCUGGGCUCCCCGCAGCCGCCCUCCCCACCCCCUCUGUUGGGCCACAGCUCGCGGUGUCGCUCCCUCAACCUGCCUUCUCACCUCCCGAACACAUGGCGGCGACUCAGCGAGCCGCCCACCAGGGCCGUGAAGCCCCGGGUGCGCCAACCCUUUCAGCGGCCUCCCAACGCAGGGUCCUGGCCGGUGGCUGCAGCUGCCCCUGAGCGCCGGGAGAGCCAGCGUGAGCCUGAGGACUCAGAGACACCCUGGACGGUGCCCCCAUUGGCCCCCAGCUGGGACGUGGACCUGCCUCCCGCCCAGCGCCCACCGUCGCCCUGGCCGGGAGGUGCAGGCAGCCGCCGGGGCUUUUCCAGGCCACCCCCUGUGCCCGAAAACCCCUUCCUCCAGCACGUGGGCCCUGUGCCACCUCCUGCUUCCCAGUCUGAGGACCCAGCCUCCGCCGACCUGACCAGUGUCUUCCUGGGUAGGCACCACCACCCAGGGCCUGGACAAUUGGUAAAAUCAGCCAGCCCGAUUCCUGAGAAGCCAGAAGAGGAGACCACUCCGGAGGGCCCUCAGUCACCAGCAGAGCCUGAGCCCUCCACCCCCACCCCUCCCAAGGAUUCCGCGCCAGAGCGGAAGACGCUAAGGCUCAGCCUCUCCUACCCGCUGGCCACAUGUGAUAAGAUGAGAGCCACGUGGCCGCCAUGGCGCCGCUGGGGGACAGUGCCCAGCGCCCCAGCCCCCUUGGCACCCACUGGGGCCCCAGGGCCCCUGCCCAGGGUGGGCGAGUGGCGCCAGGCAGGCCCUGGGCGUUUUGCAGUGGUCAUGCCACAGGUGCAAAAACUCAGCGCUUUCCAGCGAGUUGGUCCUGCCCCUCUGCAGGCCCCUGUCCAGAUAAGCCGGGACCCGGAGCCCAGCCCCAAGCCAAGAGCCUGGAAUUUGCUCUGGUCCUGUUUCUGGCUGCCGGCAGAAGCCCCUCGACCCUGGCCACGAGUGCUCGCCCGCCCCCAGUCCUGCCGCCUGGGCCGUGGAGCCAAUUGCCUGCGCCAUGGGGGCCCCUGGGAAGAAGCUGGUCCCAAAAGCUGGUGGAACAAGAUGCACUCCAUCCGCAACCUGCCUACCACACGGUUCCGUGACCAGUGCCGGGAGGAUGGUGUGGAGGACAUGACACAGCUGGAAGACCUCCAGGAGACCACCGUGCUGUCUAACCUCAAGACCAGAUUUGAACGGAACCUCAUCUAUACCUACAUCGGCAGCAUCCUGGUGUCGGUGAACCCGUACCGAAUGUUUGGAAUCUAUGGGCAGGAGCAGGUGCAGCAGUACAGCGGGCGGGCCCUAGGAGAAAACCCCCCGCACCUCUUUGCAAUCGCAAAUCUUGCUUUUGCCAAAAUGCUUGAUGCCAAACAGAACCAGUGCAUAAUUAUCAGUGGAGAGAGUGGUUCUGGAAAAACCGAGGCCACAAAGUUGAUUCUACGCUACCUGGCCGCCAUGAACCAGAAACGAGGCAUCAUGCAGCAGGUGAGUAUCCUGGAGGCAACACCCCUCUUGGAGUCCUUCGGUAACGCCAAAACUGUCAGGAAUGACAACUCCAGCCGCUUCGGGAAGUUUGUGGAGGUCUUUCUGGAAGGGGGCGUGAUUUCUGGUGCCAUAACCUCCCAGUACCUGCUCGAGAAAUCCAGGAUUGUGUUUCAGGCCAAAAAUGAAAGGAACUACCACAUCUUCUACGAGCUGCUGGCCGGGCUGCCCGCCCAGCUCCGACAGGCCUUCAGUCUGCAGGAGGCCGAGACCUACUACUACCUGAACCAGGGUGGGAACUGUGAGAUCUCAGGGAAGAGUGACUCGGACGACUUCCGCCGGCUCCUGGCUGCCAUGGAGGUGCUGGGCUUCAGUGGCGAGGACCAGGACAGCAUCUUCCGCAUCCUGGCGUCCAUCCUGCACCUGGGCAACGUCUACUUUGAGAAGUACGAGACAGAUGCACAGGAGACGGCCUCGGUGGUGAGUGCCCGGGAGAUCCAGGCCGUGGCGGAGCUGCUGCAGAUCUCCCCCGAGGGCCUGCAGAAGGCCAUCACUUUCAAAGUGACCGAGACAAUGCGAGAGAAGAUCUUCACCCCCCUGACAGUGGAGAGUGCCGUGGAUGCCAGAGAUGCCAUCGCCAAGGUGUUGUAUGCACUGCUCUUCGGCUGGCUCAUUGCCCGGGUCAACGCGCUGGUGUCCCCACGGCAGGACACGCUGUCCAUUGCCAUCCUGGAUAUCUAUGGCUUUGAGGACCUGAGCUUCAACAGCUUCGAGCAGCUGUGCAUCAACUAUGCAAACGAGAACCUUCAGUACCUGUUCAACAAGAUCGUCUUCCAGGAGGAGCAGGAGGAGUACAUCCGGGAACAGAUCGACUGGCGGGAGAUCACCUUUGCUGACAACCAGCCGUGCAUCAAUCUCAUCUCACUGAAGCCCUAUGGCAUCCUGCGCAUCCUCGAUGACCAGUGUUGCUUUCCCCAGGCCACAGACCACACAUUCCUGCAGAAGUGCCAUUACCACCACGGCGCCAACCCACUCUACUCCAAACCCAAGAUGCCACUGCCCGAGUUCACCAUCAAGCACUACGCAGGCAAAGUCACCUAUCAGGUGCACAAGUUCCUAGACAAGAACCAUGACCAGGUGCGCCAGGAUGUGCUCGAUCUCUUUGUGCGGAGCCGGACCCGGGUGGUGGCACACCUCUUCUCCAGCCACGCGCCACAGGCUGCCCCUCAGCGCCUGGGCAAGAGCAGCUCUGUCACCCGGCUCUACAAGGCGCACACAGUGGCCGCUAAGUUCCAACAGUCGCUCCUGGAUCUGGUGGAGAAGAUGGAGAGGUGUAACCCCUUGUUCGUACGUUGCCUGAAGCCCAACCACAAGAAGGAGCCAGGCCUCUUUGAGCCAGAUGUGGUAAUGGCACAGUUACGCUAUUCGGGGGUGCUGGAGACCGUGCGGAUCCGCAAGGAGGGCUUUCCAGUGCGCCUGCCCUUCCAGGUGUUCAUCGACAGGUACCGCUGUCUAGUGGCCCUCAAACACAACCUGCCAGCCAGUGGGGACAUGUGUGUGUCGGUGCUGAGCCGGCUGUGCACGGUCACGCCAAAUAUGUACCGCGUCGGUGUCAGCAAGCUGUUCCUGAAGGAACACCUACACCAGCUGCUGGAGAGCAUGCGCGAGCACGUCCUGAACCUGGCAGCCGUCACGCUGCAGAGCUGCCUCCGCGGCUUCUUCAUCCGGCGGCGUUUCCGCUCCCUGCGCCGCAAGAUCAUCCUGCUGCAAAGUCGGGCCCGUGGCUACCUGGCCAGGCAGCGGUAUCAGCAGAUGAGGAGGAGCCUGGUGAAGUUCCGGUCCCUGGUACACACAUACGUGAACCACCGGCAUUACCUCAAGCUGAGGGCAGAGCGGAGGCUCCGGGCGGAGGAGGCGCGGCUUCGGGAGCAGGAGGAGCUGAGCAAGCGGGAGGUGGUGGCCGUGGGGCACCUGGAGGUACCCGCUGAGUUGGCGGGACUCUUACAAGCCGUGGCAGGCCUCAGGCCAGCCCGGGUGUCCCGGGUGGUCCCCGUGCGGACUCCCCGGCUCCAGGCCGAGCCCCGUGUCACACUGCCCCUGGAUAUCAACAACUACCCCAUGGCCAAGUUUGUUCGAUGCCACUUUAAGGAACCUGCCUUCGGGAUGCUGACCGUGCCCCUGAAGACACCCCUCAUGAGGUUGCCAGUAGAGUGCCAUGCAGAAGCCGUGAGCGUCUUCAAGUUGAUCCUGCGCUUCAUGGGCGACCCCCACCUGUAUGGCGCCCAGGAAAAUGUCUUCGGGAACUACAUUGUGCAGAAGGGUCUAGCGGUGCCCGAACUUCGGGAUGAGAUCUUGGCACAGCUGGCCAACCAGGUGUGGCGCAACCCCAGCACCCACAAUGCCGAGCGGGGCUGGCUCUUACUGGCUACCUGCCUCAGUGGCUUUGCACCUUCAUCGCGCCUCAACAAGUACCUGCUCAAGUUUGUGUCUGAUUACGGGCGGAAUGGCUUCCAGGCUGUGUGUCAACACCGCCUCAUGCAGGCCAUGGGCCGGGCCCAACAGCAGGGUUCUGGGGCAGCCCGCACCUUUCCCCCGACCCAGCUCGAGUGGAUAGCAACCCAGGAGAAGGCCAACAUGGCGUUGGAUGUGGGCUGCUUCAACGGUGACCAGUUCUCCUGCCCGGUGCACUCCUGGAGCACGGGGGAGGAAGUGGCUGGAGACAUUCUGAGGCACAGGGGGCUGACAGAUGGCUGGCGUGGCUGGACAGUGGCCAUGAAGAAUGGGGUCCAGUGGGCAGAGCUGGCAGGCCAUGACUACGUGCUGGACCUGGUGGCGGAUCUAGAGCUGCUCAGGGAUUUCCCGAGACAGAAGUCUUACUUCAUUGUGGGUGCAGAAGGGCCCGUGGCCGGCAGGGGCGGCCCCAGAGCGGUGUUUGGGAACAGCUGGGACUCAGACUCGGACACUCCCACCAGACCGGAGCCCCAGGGACAUGUACCCAAAGUGGCUGACUCCGAUGGGUACUGCAGCCACAACGAGGACGGUACAAAUGGGGAGACUGGGGCCCGGAGAGGGACAGCGACCCACCAAGGCUCAGACAGCCUUGGAGAACCCUCUGUGCCCCACAAGGGACUGGACUGCUACCUGGACAGCCUCUUCGACCCCGUGCUGUCCUACGGGGAUGCGGACCUGGAGAAGCCAACAGCCAUUGCCUACCGCAUGAAAGGGGGAGGCCGGCCUGGUGAAAGUGGCAGCAGCAGCACUGAAGACCCCCCCAGGAGACCCCCAGAGCCAAAGCCAAAGCCAAAGCCAAUCCCAGGCCUGGAUGCCUCCACGCUGGCUCUGCAGCAGGCCUUCAUCCACAAGCAGGCCGUGCUACUGGCCCGGGAGAUGACCCUGCAGGCCAUGGCACUCCAGCAGCAGCCCCUGAGUCCCGCCCCAAGGCCCUUGCUCCCAGAGAAAGCCCUAGCGCCAGAGGCGCGGCCGAAGUUUGUAGGCACGGGACCCCCAGCCAAACCCGUGCUCCUGCGCUCCACUCCAAAGCCCUUGGCCCCGGCCCCUCUGGCCAAGGCCCCAAGGGCCCCCACCAAGCCCGUGGCUGCCCCCAUUCUAGCUCAGGACCGGGCUUGUCCAGAAACCUCUUCGCCCUGCCCGGAGCUGGUCCGGUAUUCAACACUCAACUCGGAGCACUUCCCGCAGCCCACACAGCAGAUCAAGAACAUCGUGAGGCAGUACCAGCAUCCUCCCCGGGGAGGCCGGCCCGAGGCCCUCAGGAAGGAUGGCGGAAAGGUGUUCGUGAAGCGGCCAGACCCCCACGAGGAGGCGCUGAUGAUCCUCAAGGGGCAGAUGGGCCACCCGGCGGCAGCCUCUGGCAGCCAGGUGCCUAGAGAGGCCGUGGCCUUGGUGAAGCCAGUGACCAGCACACCACGGCCAUCCAUAGGACCCACUCCAGUGGCACCUUCGCGGUCACUGGAGCCCCCCGAGGAACCCCUGCAGACGCGUCUGCACCGCCUAGUCAACCCCAACUACUACGGCUACCAGGAUGCCCCCUGGCGGAUCUUCUUGCGCAAAGAGGUGUUUUACCCCAAGGACAGCUACAGCCACCCUGUGCAGCUAGACCUCUUGUUCCGGCAGAUCGUCCACGACACGCUGUCCGAGGCCUGCGUGCGCAUCUCCGAGGACGAGAGGCUCAAGAUGAAGGCCCUGUUUGCCCAGAACCAGCUGGACACGCAGCGGCCGCUGGCAACAGAGAGUGUGAAGCGGGCCGUGGUCAGCACCGCACGCGACAGCUGGGAGGUCUACUUCUCCCGCCUCUUCCCAGCCACGGGCAGCGUGGGCACUGGCGUGCAGAUCCUAGCUGUGUCCCACGUGGGCAUCAAACUCCUGCGGAUGGUCAAGGGCAGCCGGGAGGCUGGUGGGCAGCUGCAGGUUCUGCGCACGUACAGCUUUGCGGAUAUCCUGUUUGUGACCAUCCCCUCCCAGAACAUGCUGGAGUUCAACUUGGCCAGCGAGAAGGUCAUCCUCUUCUCAGCCCGAGCCCACCAGGUCAAGACCCUGGUGGAUGACUUCAUCCUGGAGCUGAAGAAGGACUCAGACUACGUGGUCGCAGUGAGGAACUUCCUGCCCGAGGACCCGGCCCUGCUGGCCUUCCACAAGGGCGACAUCAUUCAUCUGCAGCCCCUGGAGCCACCUCGAAUGGGCUACAGUGCCGGAUGCGUGGUCCGCAAGAAGGUCGUGUACUUGGAGGAGCUGCGGCGCAGAGGCCCUGACUUUGGCUGGAGGUUUGGGACCAUCCACGGGCGUGUGGGCCGCUUCCCUUCUGAGCUGGUGCAGCCUGCGGCCGCCCCUGACUUCCUGCAGUUGCCAGCUGAGCCUGGCCGGGGCCGUGCUGCUGCGGUGGCCGCUGCGGUGGCCUCCACGGCUGCCGCACGGGAGGUGGGCCGCAGGAGAGAGGGUCCCCCAGUCAGGGCUGGCUCCCCUGACCGUGCGGAGGACGGCCUGACUCUCCCACCGUACACGAUGCUUGAGUUUGCCCAGAAGUAUUUCCGAGACCCUCGGAGGAGACCCCAGGAUGGCCUCAGGCUGAAAUCCAAGGAGGGUCGGGAGUCUAGAACCUUGGAAGACAUGCUUUGCUUCACCAAGACCCCGCUCCAGGAAUCUCUCAUCGAGCUCAGCGACAGCAGCCUCAACAAGAUGGCCACCGACAUGUUCCUAGCUGUGAUGAGGUUCAUGGGCGAUGCCCCGCUGAAGGGCCAGAGCGAACUGGACGUGCUUUACACCCUCCUGAAGCUGUGUGGGGACCAUGAAGUCAUGCGGGACGAGUGUUACUGCCAGGUUGUGAAGCAGAUCACAGACAACACCAGCACCAAGCAGGACAGCUGCCAGCGAGGCUGGAGGCUGCUGUAUAUCGUGGCUGCCUACCACAGCUGCUCCGAGGUCCUCCAGCCACACCUUGUUCGCUUCCUCCAAGAUGUGAGCCGGACUCCGGGCCUGCCCUUCCAGGGGAUUGCCAAGGCCUGUGAGCAGAACGUGCAGAAAACCUUGCGCUUCGGUGGCCGCGUGGAGCUCCCCAGCAGCAUGGAGCUUCGGGCCAUGCUGGCGGGCCGCAGUUCCAAGAGGCAGCUCUUUCUUCUCCCCGGAGGCCUUGAACGCCACCUCAAAAUUAAAACAUGCACCGUGGCCCUGGACGUGGUGGAAGAAAUCUGUGCUGAGAUGGCUCUGACUCGCCCCGAGGCCUUCAGCGAGUACGUCAUCUUCGUUGUCACCAACCGAGGCCAGCACGUGUGCCCGCUCAGCCGCUGUGCCUACAUCCUGGACGUGGCCUCGGAGAUGGAGCAGGUGGACGGUGGCUACAUGCUCUGGUUCCGGCGUGUGCUCUGGGAUCAGCCACUCAAGUUCGAGAAUGAGCUAUAUGUGACCAUGCACUACAACCAGGUCCUGCCCGACUAUCUGAAGGGCCUCUUCAGCAGCGUGCCGGCCAGCCGGCCCAGCGACCAACAGUUGCAGCAAGUGUCCAAGCUGGCUUUGCUGCAGCACCGGGCCAAGGACCACUCGUACCUGCCCAGCGUGCGAGAGGUCCAGGACUACAUCCCGGCCCAGCUCUACCGCACCAUGGCUGGCUCGGCCUGGCUCAACCUGGUCGGUCAGCACCGGCAGCAGACGCAGGCGCUCAGCCCCCACCAGGCCCGUGCCCAGUUUCUGGGCCUCCUCAGCGCCUUACCCAUGUUCGGCUCCUCCUUCUUCUUCGUCCAGAGCUGCAGCAACGUGGCCGUGCCGGCCCCCUGCAUCCUUGCCGUCAACCAGAACGGCCUCAACUUCCUCAGCACCGAGACCCAUGAGCUGAUGGUGAAAUUCCCCCUAAAGGAGAUCCAGUCCACGCGGACCCAGCGACCCACGGCCAGCUCCAGCUACCCGUAUGUGGAGAUCGCCCUGGGGGAUGUGACAGCCCAGCGCACCAUGCAGCUACAGCUGGAGCAGGGCCUGGAGCUGUGUCGAGUGGUGGCUGUGCACGUGGAGAACCUGCUCAGUGCCCGGGAGAAGCGGCUUACGCUGCCCCCCAGCGAGAUUACGCUACUCUGACCCGGCCCCCAGCCCUCCAGCUGCCCUCUGCCAGAAGGCUUGCUGUGUGGCCCCAGGGGAGUUACCGGGCCUCUCUGGGCCAGUGACCCCUGUAAGGGGCCAGACCCUUGGUGGAGGAGAGACCAAGAGGUGGUAGCAGGAAUGACCCAAGUCCCCGGGCACCUGAAAUGACAGAUGCAGAGUUGGGAUGGAAUUGCAGUGUGCAAACUUGGGUCAGAUAACAGGAGGAACUUCCAAAGGCGGGGCUGUGGGGCCCUCUGUCACAUACCCACUGUGGGCCCCGCCCCUGACUCCCACCUGUGCUAGAGGAGCCCCACACCAAUGGCCCAGUCAAAUUGGACUUCGUGUGUGGCUUACCCACGUUCUGAUGCUCAAAUCUGCACCACGUCCACGUCUCAGCCCCUCGUGCGUUCUCCUUGAAUGCUCCCCACGCAGCCGCUCAGCUGGGAUUUGUGACCCUUGGUCAUUUCUAUGCAAAAACGUGUGCCUGGCGGCCAUUCCUCUCUCCAGCCAGUUGGCUGAGGAGCUGGAAAAGAAGCCUAAGGAAGGAGGCAGGAAUUGGAGGCCCAGCUGUGCCCCUGGCUCACUGCCCCUGAACAGAGCUUCCUGCAGAGACCUCUGUCCUUUCCUCUCCCUUCAGAGCCCUGUCCCCCAACUCCAUACUCCUUAGGUAGCCCCAGCCCAGUCCCCCGUCAUUGGAUGGGUCACACAAGUUUUGAGAGUGGUGUAGUGGAGGGAGAGAGAAGUUUUAUGUCAGGGUUGGGGAGGAAGAAGUCUGGGAAAGGCUUCCCAAAGAAUGGGACAUUGGGGUUGGGUUUUGAAGGAUGGGUAGGAGUUUAAGAAUAGAUGGAGGGGAGGGGAAUGAACAUUCCAAACGGCAAAAACAGUGUUUGUUCUCUACUGUAUCCCCCAGAGCCUAGGACAAUGCCUAUCACAGAGUAGGCACUUGAAAAAUGCUUGUUACAUGAAUGAAAGAAUAAAUAAAUGUUGAUGGAAAGUGUUGGUGCUUUGGGGAACUUGUGAAGGAGGGAAGCACUAGUCUCGGGAGAAGAAGGCCUGGUAAGUAUGUGAGGGCAUAAGUAGCUGGAGCCACGGUGCCCGAGGAAGGAUUUAUUUAUUCCAUCAAUACCUAUUUUUUUAAUUUAAAAAAAUGUUUUUAACAUUUAUUCAUUUUUGCGAGACAGAAUGUGAGUAGGGGGGAGGGGCAGAGAGAGAGAGGGAGACACAGAAUCUGAGGCAGGCUC
This is a messenger RNA of Acinonyx jubatus (cheetah), 17281 nucleotides long. RefSeq names its product myosin XVA (gene MYO15A). NCBI's taxonomy places the organism in Eukaryota, Metazoa, Chordata, Mammalia, Carnivora, Felidae. The record is from RefSeq and is a predicted model, not a curated record. Gene Ontology annotation, cellular component: cytoskeleton; myosin complex. The transcript is spliced from 64 exons. The coding region runs from base 5460 to 16037 and encodes 3525 amino acids. Gene Ontology annotation, molecular function: ATP binding; cytoskeletal motor activity; protein binding.